UUCCCUCAUUGGCUGCCCGGAUCUCCUGGACCACCCCAAACCCAGAGCGGCGGGAAUAAGAGCUGCUGCCGGUGCUGGGAGGCUUCGGAGCCACUACCCAGCUCACAGUCGCUGCGGCUUCCAGUGACAACACAGCUGAGGCUCUCACCACCUCCACUGCGAGCUACCUGCUGCCAGAGAGGCACCAUGGGCAUCAGCAAGAUCCUUCCCUUCCUGGUCAUCGGCGUCUUGGUGCUGUACCAUGCCGGCCUCCUCCAGGCAGCACCUAUUGGAUUCGCUGCGAACAACUGCUCAUCUCCCAUAAUUGAGGAGGAAUCAGAAUUCGUGCUGGUUGCUGUGGUGCAGGGCUUUGAUCAGAUCGAUGCCAGUGAACUGGACCUGGAGAAAGAGAUUGAGGGCGCCAAUGCCACUGCCGAUAAGAAAGGCUGCAACACUACCGCCUGCCUGACUCGUGAGCUGCUCGACUUGCUGAGCCUGACUGAUGAUGUGGUGAAGAAGGAUUCUGUGCCCACCAAUGCGGACAACAAUGCCAAUGGACAGCCCCCUGAGACCGUUAAGGCCUGAACAGCAACAUGACCCGGCUAUCAGAUCACCAUGACGCUGAACUCGACUUCCUUCAAUUUGACAACGACUUAGAAAAAAACAAACAUGGAAAAUAUCCAUGUAUGCAUGCUCCCUAAUAAAAAAAUCAUUCUUCCUCCUUCAAAAUAAAUCUAAAUGCAUGAUA
Talpa occidentalis (Iberian mole) is the source of this 727-nucleotide messenger RNA. Its product is annotated as calcitonin gene-related peptide 2-like. The record is from RefSeq and is a predicted model, not a curated record. Bases 187 to 564 code for a protein of 125 amino acids. Lineage: Eukaryota; Metazoa; Chordata; Mammalia; Eulipotyphla; Talpidae. The transcript has 5 exons. Gene Ontology annotation, cellular component: extracellular region. Gene Ontology annotation, molecular function: hormone activity; calcitonin receptor binding.